Messenger RNA from Macroventuria anomochaeta, 1085 nucleotides. Its product is annotated as polysaccharide deacetylase family protein. NCBI's taxonomy places the organism in Eukaryota, Fungi, Ascomycota, Dothideomycetes, Pleosporales, Didymellaceae. The record is from RefSeq and is a predicted model, not a curated record. Gene Ontology annotation, molecular function: hydrolase activity, acting on carbon-nitrogen (but not peptide) bonds. Bases 162 to 1085 code for a protein of 307 amino acids. The transcript has 5 exons. Gene Ontology annotation, biological process: carbohydrate metabolic process.
GAUUUCAAAGACAAACUUCCCCGCAACGGCUGGAGAACAUCGUAAUAAGAGCGUAACGUGCCGUCCUAGUCAUCUGAAUUAACAUUCACCAUAACUCCCGCGUCCCAAAGUACCCCUUGUACCCAAAACAUACUUCCUGUGCAUCAUCUCGGAACAUCACAAUGGGCAAGAAGCGCGUUCUCAUUUCCUACGGUGUGGAUGUUGAUGCUGUCGCGGGGUGGUUGGGAUCAUAUGGCGGCGAAGAUAGUACCAGCGACAUCAGUCGAGGAAUAUUUACCGGUACUGUAGGCACGCAGCGUCUCUUGAAGAUGUUCAAGAAGACGACUUGGUUCAUUCCAGGCCACAGUUUGGAGAUGUUUCCCAAAGACAUGGCAGCAGUGCGCGACGCUGGUCACGAAAUCGGUUUGCAUGGGUACAGCCAUGAGAAUGCAGUUGACAUGACAAUCGAGCAGCAACGAGACGUCCUUGACAAGACAUAUCGCAUGCUGACCGACUUCGUUGGGACACCGCCUAGAGGUAGUGUUGCACCAUGGUGGGAAACCAGCCGUGAAGGUGCCGAGUUGUUGCUGUCAUAUGGUAUCGAAUAUGACCACAGCAUGAGCCAUCACGACUGCCAGGCUUAUUACCUGAGGACUGAUGACUCCUGGACCAAGAUCGGCUACAACAAGCAAGCGAAAGAAUGGAUGAAGCCUCUGGUCAAGGGCCAAGACACAGGUCUGGUCGAAAUACCUGCGAACUGGUACCUGGAUGAUCUACCACCUCACAUGUUCAUAAAGGGUUCACCCAACAGCCAUGGUUUUGUCAAUGCACGAGACACCGAAGACCUGUGGCGUGACCAUUUUGACUACUUCUACAGGGAGCACGACGAAUUUAUCUUCCCGAUCACUAUCCAUCCAGAUGCUUCUGGCAGACCGCAUCUACUAUUGACGCACGAAAGACUGGUCGAGCACUUCAUGAAGCACGAAGGCGUGGAAUUCGUCACGAUGGAGGAGAUUGCAGACGAAUUCAAGAAGAAGAAAGUACCCCCUGAGGGAGCUCUGAUGCCGGCCGAAGCAGGACUAAAGCUGAAGGAAAAGCCCUUGUAG